AUGCAAGCCUUGCAAGCCUCACCUCGUCCGUCACCCCUUGGAUACGGGCCCAAAUGUCCUCCUUUCAGCGGCAACUUCACAGUCAAUAGAUACCAAUUAUACCCCGAGAACGCGGACUUCGACUUCAACAAUUGUCUACUGUACAUAGGAGUUGUCUGGAACGCUUCUGUCGGCAUAUAUGACCCUUACACCAAGGACAUUGAGAUCCUAGAGUUUGAUGGCAUUACCCACGACCCUAUAUACCAUAUUGGCGGCGUGGCAGCAAACCCUCGGACGAGCUUAGUCUCCAUCGUCGUUGAUUACUGGCCAACCAUAUUGACAGGCGGAGUAGACAUGUCUGGAACGAACUACAUCAUGUUGUUAGACCCAGAAACCCGCAAGCUUCUGUACAACUUCAACAUAACCACGGUUACCCAAGGCCGUGCGAGUGGAUACCAAGACGUGGAAUUUGAUCCGGAUGACAACGUCUAUGUCGUCGGCACGUAUCCGAGCAGCAUAGUGAAGGUCGACAGCAAAGGAAAGAACCUUGGAAUCUGGUAUCUGGAUGACAAAAUAAACAGCACUGUUGCUGGGUUCACUGGUCUAGCAGCGAAUGGAUGGACUUUGCUCGCAAGUCAUAGCAGCGAAGGGAACCUAUAUCGGCUUGACAUGCGCUCCAAACGUGGCAAACCUGAACUGAUUUCCGUGGCCCCUCCUCACAAGAUAGACACUCCGGAUGCCAUACAAUUGCCUCCUCGUUACAAAGGCACUGUCCUGUUAGUCGCGGAGCUCUUCAAAGGCGUGUCCGUAUUCAGAGACAAGACCGGGAAAUGGAAGAAUGCGGAAUACCGGGGAUUAGUCGAGUGGACUGAUCCGGGCUCUGUUGUCACGGCGCCUGUGCAGGUUGGAGACGCCGUGUAUAUGAAUCUGGUACCUUUUGGUGCUGGGCCAGGCGGAGGCGCGGGAAACGCCACGGAAUUUCUAUAUUAUGAUAUUACUGCUCAGGUGGACGCACUUCUGCAGGGCUGAGGUGAGGCAACUCGUGGAUGGAGGCUUAUUGCUCCAGCAUAUUGCACUGCAAAUCGUCUUGUAUCCUAAGCUUGGUAAACAGCUGAAGGUAGUGCUACCCUAGCGCAAUUCACACGUUUUGCUGUACGUGGAUGUGAGACAUAGGAUUAGGAUACUAUUUGCAAUGCGCAUUGGUUUAUCGGUUUUGUUGGGCAAAAGCGGUC
Messenger RNA from Westerdykella ornata, 1211 nucleotides. RefSeq lists its product as uncharacterized. The transcript has 3 exons. Lineage: Eukaryota; Fungi; Ascomycota; Dothideomycetes; Pleosporales; Sporormiaceae. Bases 1 to 1008 code for a protein of 335 amino acids. The record is from RefSeq and is a predicted model, not a curated record.